AUGGAGGAACCUUUGCCUGGAACUUCUGCUGAAACAUCUACAAAAGAUGAACCUGAUCCUGAAUUGAUUUUCAUAAAUUUUAGUCGAAAUGUAGAUAGAUUAAUUGCUGGCGGAGAUUAUGGUUUCGCAGUUUAUAAAACAAGACCAGAGGAUAUAACACCACGUUUAAUAUUUGAAAUGAGUAGACAACCGACGCAGAAGGAUUAUAUGACGUUUGUGAAUGAUAUCUUAUUGGUUGAAAGUUUCCCACCGAUACAUAAAUUUGCAGUGGUAUUUGGGAAAAUUCCAGAAACAUUAUAUUUCUAUGAUGCUGUAUUAAAAGAUUGUACCGGUUUAACUCAUUUUACCCAAAAAAUCCUCAGUGUGAAAGCAUGCACAGAGAAUAAUUAUGAUGAUCUUGCAUCUUAUGUUAGACUUAUAAUUCAUCCGGCUCCACCCAACUUUUCAUUACUAAUGGAUUUAACUGGUGAAGAAAAACCUCGUUUAGUUUAUCCCGAAUCUGAAACUGAAGGUUUGGUUGCUGUACAAAGUAUUUGUUAUUUAUCACAUUCAAAAAACGUGAUAAAUGCGCAUAAUCAUCCGAUCGGAGCUUUACGUCUUAAUAACCAGGCCACGUUACUUGCAACAACAUCAAACGUUUCAACUGUGAUACGUGUCUAUGAUGCACGUACAACUGAAUGUCUUGUUGUAUUCCGUAGAGGUGUGGCGCGAUCUGUAAUCGUACAUUCAAUGGCAUUUAGCGCUGAUUCUAGAUUCCUUUGUUUUACCAGCAAUACGGAAACCGUUCAUAUAUUCAAAAUUGAAGGACCUAUACCUAAAGAACUNUAUUUUUGUUAUUAUCUUUUCAGAUCUGUAAUCGUACAUUCAAUGGCAUUUAGCGCUGAUUCUAGAUUCCUUUGUUUUACCAGCAAUACGGAAACCGUUCAUAUAUUCAAAAUUGAAGGACCUAUACCUAAAGAACUACGACUGGAAGAGGAAAUAGCACUGCAAUUUGAGGCACGGGAUCGAGAUGCUCUUAAUCCACCCGGAUGGUAUGAUUAUUUUGAGCAAACUAAACGUGCUGUAACGGAUUAUUUAGCACCAACACGAGAUUUUGCUUCAGCAAUUUUGCCGGAAACAGCAAAUUUGAAUGUUGCCAGUUUAAAAGAUGUUAACAAUAAAUUGCAUGUAAUAGUAGCCAUCUCUACCAGGAAAUAUUUCGUAUUUGUAAUCAAAAAUGAAGGCGGCGUUGCUACAUUAAUAAGAAAUGAAAGACUUCAUUCUAAGGUAUUAAUAUAA
Molecule: messenger RNA, 1278 nt
Organism: Cercopithifilaria johnstoni
Lineage: Eukaryota; Metazoa; Nematoda; Chromadorea; Rhabditida; Onchocercidae
Source: the annotation of a GenBank genome assembly